Molecule: messenger RNA, 462 nt
Organism: Effrenium voratum
Lineage: Eukaryota; Dinophyceae; Suessiales; Symbiodiniaceae
Source: the annotation of a GenBank genome assembly
AUGGCCGGCCGCAGCCGGCUGCGCGUGCUGCUCCGGGACUUCGGGUGCCCCGCAGAGGCGGACGCUGCGACGUUGGCCGCAGGGUUCCGGCGCUUGGCCAAGGAGCGGCACCCGGACCUGGCUGUGCCGCUCGGGAAGUCCCGGCAAACUGCAAACGCGGAGUUCGCGGAGCUGCGGAAACGUUUCGAAGAGGCCAAAGAGCUUCUGGAAAAGCAGAAGGAGAUGGAGGACCGUGGCCAUAUGCGUCAUGACCAUAUCAUUGCAAGCCAUGGCGGGCUGUUUUAUCAUGAUCCCUACAAGUGGCGACCACCGAAGACCAGGAAGGAGAAGCCCAGUGCAGAAGAACCUGCCGACUUGAUUACCAAAGUCAAAGCACUCAGCUUGCUCGCAGCCGUUCUGUCAGGCACUCUGUAUGUCUUUGACCGGACUGCAAGGAAGAGGAGUUUGUUGUGGAAUGGUUGA